GGUGGAGGCGGUGGAGGCAGUGGAAGCGGCGGCGGAGGAGGAGGUGCUGGUAAUGGUGGUAACAACGGUAGCAACGCGGGUGGAUCUGGCGGCGGUGCUCGGGGCGCAGAGCCGGCUGCCGCUUCCACCGUGUCCGUGGCCGUGGAUAAUGUUGCCGGUCAACCGAGUGGCCCUCAGAUAAUCGAAUGGGAGGAGACCGAUCGUUACUCCUUCGAUGACUCCGACCGCUUCGAAGAGGAUUCUUUGUGCAGUUGGAGCAGCGAACCGGAAUCGCUGUGUAACAAUUGGAGAGGAUGGCGACGACCUACCGCUGGUUUCGGUACCACCAAGAAGUCAGAAGAUGGACAAGCGGUUCCAACACUGUGCGAACUUGCGGCGCGAUGCGUCGCCUCUCAUAUCCCGUUCGAGCUGGUGGAACACGUUUAUCCACCGGUUCCGGAGCAGCUGCAGCUCAGGAUAGCGUUCUGGAGUUUCCCGGACAACGAGGAGGACAUCAGGCUCUACUCCUGUCUGGCGAACGGAAGCGCCGACGAAUUCCAGCGUGGCGAACACUUCUUCCGGUCGAGGAGCGUGAAAGAUCCUCUACAAAUCGGUUUCCACUUGAGCGCCACAGUGAACUCGCAGGGGGUGAUGAACGGCGUCAGGUCGCAGUUCAAUGUGGCUGUGACGUUCGACCGACGGAAAAUCACAUCAUGCAACUGUACUUGUUCUUCUAAGGCCUAUUGGUGCGCUCAUGUGGUCGCUGUUUGCCUUCACAGAAUACACAUGCCAACGCAGGUGUGCCUGAGAGCUCCAGUUAGCGAAUCCUUGUCACGUUUACACCGGGAACAACUGCAGAAGUUCGCGCAAUAUCUCAUCAGCGAGCUACCACAGCAGAUUUUGCCCACUGCCCAACGACUGUUGGACGAGCUGUUGUCGGUUCAGCCGAGUACCAUCAACAGUUAUUGUGGCGCCCCGGAUCCCACGGCUGGCGCCUCGGCCCACGAUCAAACAUCUUGGUACCUCGAUGAGAAGACACUGCACGAUAACAUCAAAAAGAUCCUCAUUAAAUUCUGCGUGCCCGCGCCGAUCGUCUUUAGUGAUGUUAAUUACCUGAGCACCACUGCGCCUCCUGCAGCUGCCGAGUGGUCCUCGUUGCUGCGACCGUUGCGUGGCCGUGAACCGGAAGGCAUGUGGAAUUUGCUGUCGAUCGUUCGCGAGAUGUUCAAGAGGACUGAUCGCAACGCCAUACCGUUGUUGGAGAUCAUCACGGAGGAGUGUAUGGCCUGCGAGCAGAUCCUCGUCUGGUGGUUCAACACAAAGGUAGCUUUGUUGAACGGAACCGGAUAUGGCGGUAAGCACAACAUGAACAGCAACGUGCACGCCUCGCAGCACGCUUGUUCCUCCCUCUGCGACGAGAUUGUCGUUCUAUGGCGGCUGGCUGCCUUGAAUCCUGGAUUAUCGCCUGCCGAACGAGAUAUGCUUCAUGGUCAGUUUACUGCUUGGCACAUGAAGAUCAUCGACAAGGUGACGAAAAGUCGGGGCAGUUCGGUGACGCACAAUUCACACAACAGAAAUAAUGGCGGUGGUCACAAGGAUUCAUUGAAGAAUGACCUGGCCGUCUUCACCGGCUUUAAAUCGGCCCUCGAGGCGUGCUAUCUGGAUUGGGAGGAAUAUAUCUUGCCUGGUAUCACUUACACCGCCGGAAGCAAUCCCAUGUAUCAUUGUCCGUUCACCUGCUUUCGGCAUGCCGGCGAUACCAGGACCGAGGUGAACCAGGUGAAUUCAAGUGCAGCCGUGUUAAAUUGUCAGCCACCCGUUUCCCAUCACCACGGUCGACGACCAUUGAGUUUAGGCCUGGUAGAGUUCAGUUAUAUGGACAGAAGACGAUUGAACUCGCGGGAGUGUUCGGGAUUAUGCUCGCGAAGCGGUGGCGGCGAUGGGAACCGAAGUAGCGUUAGCUCAGAAGGUUUCUGCGAGAAUGAGACCGAUAUGCCCGAUAUUUCCGAGCCUCAAGUAGUUCUCGUUAGAAGAUCUUGCGCUCAAUUAAAUAAUUGCGGGGAUACAGACUCGCAGGAAGGUGGCGGCAGCGAGUCGUCCUCGAAUAGUAAUGUCAGUCUGAAGAACGCUCAAGACUCGGACAAGCACCGCUCAAACGCCUCGUCCGAGACCCAUAGUGAUAGUAGUGAUAGUAGUAAUAACAAAGCUGCCUGCGACGCGAAAUACAGCAGGACGAAUCUCGACUAUCGUGAGAAAUCGCGAACGGUAUUGCCUAAAGGGAACAGUUCCAAGAGCGAGCAAGAAUCCGACCAGGAGAAGGAUCCAUCCAGAAGGCCAUCCAAGGACGAGAGUUCUUCCUCGAGUAGCGAUAGCCCGUCUGGUGACGAAUAUCACGUUUAUUAUUAUGAUCCUAAAGCUGUUGUGAAUGCGAACGGCGCUUCGAGCAAGGACUCCAAGAACGAAUCGCAAUCGACGUCCACUGCGAACGCGAGCACGGUGUUGGGCAAUCUGAUGAAAACAGAAGACCCAUGGGACAUCCUGUUCGCCAGGGCAGAGGGGCUCUAUGCUCAUGGCCACACGAGGGAAGCUUGUAUCCUGGGCGUUCAACUCGGCGAGGAAUUGUUGGCCAAUCCCCCUAACCUUAUGAUCGACGAACCCCCGGCGCCGGUGAAAGGGAAAAAGAAGAAGCAACAAGUGAACCCGGCGUCCCAUCAGCUCACGUGCCUUGCAUCCGCCACCUUGGCCAAAUGUUGCUUCCUGUGUACGGUCCUCGCGGAGAAUUCAGAGUACUAUAACCUGGCGUUCAGGGUUGGCUUGUUCGGAUUGGAGAUGGCUAGACCACCAGCCAACACGAAACCUUUGGAGGUUAAAUUGGCUCACCAGGAGAGCGAGUUGGUCGGAUUAUUAAAGAAAAUUCCACUCGGACCGGCCGAACUGGCGAUGGUUCGCCAAAGAGCGGAGCAGUUGAGAGAUGGAGUACUAAGAUCCAGAGGUCACGCACUGCUCCCGAUCAUGUUGGCCAGCUUCGUUUUCGACGCCCUUAACAUGUCAAGACUAAAACACCUGUCCUCAGACGUUGACGAGGACCUUGGGUUCGAUGCGGCUGUCGCUGCUUUGGGCCUGAAGGCAAACGUGAGUGAAGCUGAUCAUCCUCUCCUUUGCGAAGGAACUAGACGUCAGAGGGGAGAUUUGGCCAUUACGUUGCUUGUCCAUUAUAAAGAUGAUCCUAUAAAGGUAGCAAGGAUCAUGGACAAAUUGUUGGAUCGAGACGUUCAUCAAUUGAUCAAGUCGCCAAUUCUUAGCAGCUACUACACCUCUAACCCUCCAACUAAGAGCGAGAUAACAAGAUACCUUCAUGACGAAGAGUGUUCUUCCCCCCUUGCUGGUACAGAUGCUGGAAAUGGCGAUAGUGUCGUUGGUACGAGCAGCAGACCGCAUAGCAGUACCAGUGCAGAAUUGGAAAGUGGCAUGAAUGCACUCUCCGUUCAAACGCAGAUAGUUCAACAACCUGUGCCUACUAGAACUAAAGAAACAAGAUACAAGAGCAAGAGGGUAUACCCAUCAAUUCCCAAUCAACCAUCAGAAGCGGGCGCGCAUUUCAUGUGCGAGCUGGCAAAGACUGUUCUUACAAAGGCUGGAGGCAACAGUUCUACUUCUUUGUUUACGCAAGCGUCCACCAGUCAGAAUCAUCACGGGCCACACAAAGCUCUGCACAUGUGUGCUUUUCAACUUGGCCUCUACGCUCUUGGGCUUCAUAAUUGCGUCACUCCCAAUUGGCUUAGUCGCACCUAUUCGAGUCACGUGUCUUGGAUCACUGGCCAAGCGAUGGAGAUAGGAGCAUCAGCGAUUUCGUUCCUCAUCGAAAGUUGGGAGGGACACUUGACGCCACCCGAGGCUGUUGGCAUAGCCGACAAAUCGUCCAGAGGGAGCGACCCUGUCAUGGUUCGGUCAGCAGCAGAACUCGCUUUGUCUUGUCUACCGCACGCCCAUGCACUUAAUCCCAACGAAGUACAGAGAGCCAUUUUGCAGUGCAAAGAACAGAGCGAUUCGAUGUUGGAGAAGGCUUGCAUCACAGUGGAGAACACUGCGAAAGGAGGCGGCGUUUACCCAGAAGUAUUGUUUCAAGUUGCCAAGUAUUGGUACGAGCUGUAUCUCAGGCACACCCCUGGUGGAGAACAACAAGACGAUACGCCACACGAUCCUCUACAACUGGAUCUCAAUGGAGUACUUCUGGUGGAACCUGGUCCUCCAGUGGAUAUGUCUAACGGGCAAAUGAUGCCUGGGCCAGCUCAAGCAGUUGUUGUGACUAGUACACAACCUCCUCCUCAACCAUAUCCUACGCAUCCAACUAUAACUACGCUAGCUCCUCUAGGAGUUGGUAUGCCGUAUGCAGUUAGUCCUUACAGUUUCGUGCAUCCUCACCAUUCGAUUCCAACUUUUGCUGGACCAAUGCCGUCGCAUAGGGUAACUCUGCCACCAGCACCACCGCACAUGCAAAUGUAUCAUGCGGCAUUCCCGCCUCAUCCGGGUCAUCCACAGCAUCCGCAACAUCCGCAGCAUCCACAACAUCCGCAACAUCCACAGCAUCCACAACAUCCCCAUCAUCCACCACAACCUACACAGCCGCCAUCGCUGCCGCAAUAUUACACACCGCAACCACCACCGCCACCGGGAACUCAUCAUUUGUUCACCAUGCAACAGCCUAUGCCAGUCAAUGUUCAAGCUGGAGUGGCAGGACCUAUUCCUGGUCAGAACAACAUGCCUGGAUCUGCUCUCGUUCAGGCACAGCCCAUAAUAUCCACUGUAAGAACACAGCCUCAGGUUCACAGGCAAACACAACCCUUUAGCCAGCAGCAGCUCCGUGCUCUGGUCGCUGCGUACCGCGUAGGGAUGUUGGCAUUGGAAACUUUGGCUCGUCGCGUGCACGACGACAGACCUCAAGCGAAGUACGCGCGGAAUCCACCUUACGGGGAAGACGUGAAAUGGCUGUUGAGAGUGUCGAAGCGUCUCGGUACGCAGUACCUCCACCAGCUUUGCAUCUGUACAGUGAACAGUAUCGUUAGUCCAUUUAUCCUUCACGACGUUGCAUUGGAAGCGGCGCUCUAUCUGGCUAGAAACAACCGGGCUCUUGUACUUCAACACUUGAGAUCUGCUCUCUUGGCACCUCUCGUCCACAAGUGUCAACAAAUGUAUAUUCAGUGUAUGCAUCAGAAACUAUAUCAUUUGACAACCGGUGAAUACGAAGACUUCGUAAACGUAGUGUGCGCCGCCAGAGCAGCGUUUCACAUCACUCCGGAGGGCCACGUUCAAUUCAAGGAACGACUUCAGUCCAUUAAAAGAUCUCAAUCCUGUACCAAAGAACUGUGGGCACAAAUCAACGCGGCGCUACAGCAGAACAGCAAAUGACACAGAGCGGAGCCAGGCGUGACGUGGCUCACUUCCCUUCCUCAUCCUCCACCGCCUCCGCCGCCUCCUCCACCGACGACGACGACAACCCUCGUGCUUCAGCACCAGCAUCCCUGUCAUCCUCAUCCACAGAGCGUCGUAUGCGUUCACGGGCUGGCUACCCUCGACAAGCUAGAACAGGAUCUCCAUAACGUGCACCGUCGGCGUACGACCGUCACGUCGACAGUGGCAUCGAUCUCGAACGACCAUCGGACCAUCAGAGCUAGGGACGGCCGAUAAUCGCUUUCUAUCUUCGCCAAUUUCGCGCAAGGAAAGCUGGAUCGAUCCCACUGAACGGGAAUACACAUAGAUAUAUAAUAACUUUCUAACUUUAGUUAAUGUGUGUGUCUGAUAGAGAUUUGAACGAGAAGGACGCGAGAGAGAGAGAGAGAGAGAGAGAGAGAGAGAGAGAGAGAGAGAGAAAGAUAAAGAAGAAAAAAAGAAUAGAGAGAAAGAGCGUACGCGCGAGAAGAAGUAUGACGACUUUUAAUUAAAAGGAGCGAAGUACAAGUGUGAAUGCUUGGAAAGAGUGAGAAAAGUACGACGUCAAGUCUUUUAUUUUGCAGUUGAACGAUUUCGAACGUCACCGACCGUUUCCUGGAAGAUCGAGGAACGUAAAUGACGAUGUAUAACGUAGUAACGCAUUGAAGAUGCGUUCGUGUCUCGUGUAUCGAUCGUUAAUGGCACCGUUUCUUUCUCCUUGUGCAUUUCCAAAAGAAUAGAGUUGAGAAAAUGGUAAAAAAGAAAAAAAAAAAAAAGAAAGAGGAAAUAAAAUGGUUAAGAUGAAAGGUGAAUACAUGGGAAAGGAAAAAGGGGGAUGAAAGAAAGAUCGAACGAAACGUGAAAGCACGAUCGAUAAUAAGUCGCAAAUUUACAGGUGUCCGCGAACAAUCGUCGAUAGGAAUUCUUGGAGAAUCGUUUGUUCGACACGUCUUUCUCUUUUACACUUUAGUUAAGACUCAAUGAGCGUCUUUAGCCUCGAUUAGAUAGGAAAUUUUAUUUUUCAUUCAUAGAUAGGAUGAAUUGUCCCGCGUUUCAUUUUAUUUUUGUAAACGAUGUAAUAAGCAAAUUUUUAAAAGUAUCGAUAAACGCACGUCUAUUUAUAUAAAUGGAAAAAAAAAAAAAAUGAUGAACGAAGAUCUGAUUCGUUAUAUAAUACAUAAGGGAACGACAGACUUUACUUAAAUCGUAGGAAAAAGAAGAAGAAGAAGAAAAAGAAGAAGAAGAAAGAAAAAAAGAGAUCGUCAAUGAAAGAAAUUUUUUAUACAGAAGUGAAGAUAAUUUUUACUUUUCCUAGUAACGGCGAUCGACCUCGUCCACCAUUACUCUACCACCAUCACCGCAACAUCGAUCCUUUUCAUUUACUUGUUUUUUUUUUUUUUCUUCCCUUAUAAUUUACUUUGCUAAUCUAUUAUAUUUUAGUUUCUCUUAUCCGAAUUUUCUUUUAUCUUCUAUUCUAUUUUUUUCUUUCUUUCUUUUUUGUAAAUUAUAUUGUAGGCAUAUAACUAUACACGUUCGCAAGUAUAUUGUUUUUUUUUUUUUUUUUUUCUUUCUUUUUGUCGUUGGUGACAAUCUCCAUGAACGAAAACAUGAUCUCUGUAAUUUUUAAAUUAAACUAAUUUGAAGUAUGAAUAAAGCAAAAUUAUAGCUGACAUCGUUGACUCGAACUUGACGCCACCUUUCCACAUUUGCGCCUCGUUUGUGCAAAGAGAAUGAAGUGUACAUUUGCUUCUGUUUCUGUCGUUUUUCGCGCAUUCAGUUACAUCCCCAAGUAAACGCAGCUUCUACUCAUCCCGAUAUCCCAUCAUCUAUCACUGAUUGAUGUCUGAACGUUAGAAAUGAGAAGUAACACACAUUCCUCGAUUGAAAUAAUUUCUCAAAGUAAUUCUCAGAGUUUACGUGCAGUCGAAAUUGAAAUAGUCUCUGAAAAAAGCAAACAAAAAACAAAAAAAAAACACACACACAAAAAAAAAAGCUUGAAAUCUCAGAAUUUUCGACACACUUUCUCACCGAGAUCGUCUCGUUCGUCUUGUAUCACGUGCUUUCCACUCACGAAGAGAAAGAGAGGACGUAAAAAGAAGAAAUUUCAGAAGUAUUGUUCAGAGGAGAAUCGGUCAUGUGUGAUUUUUUUUCUAAUUUUGAAGAACGAGUGACGUCGGCUUUUGCGUAUUAACUGACGCCUCUUCUUUCUUUAAUAGUGCCGAGCGACUGAUUCAUAGAUAGUAAGAGAGAAGGAAGAAGUGAGAAACAUGAAAAAAACUGUCAACGCGUUGGUUCGACACGCUCGCCCCGUUCGAGGUAGGAAGCUGAAGAGAACAACAGUAAUUGGGCACUGCCACUAAUAUGAAUAACACCGCAACGGUGGUCACGGAAAGAGCAAUAUUUCAUUAAAUCAUGUUCUAGUGCAAUACCGCGAGAGUAUUACGAUUAAUAGUACUGUUUCAUGUUUUUCUACAGAGUUAAGGCUCCGAGAGGACCACUUUAUAAAUAUUCGUUGCUAAUCACCACUUUCUUAAAGCGAACGAGAGACAAAGUGUUUUACAAAAGAUUUCUGCGAGAUAGAGAAAAAUUAUCAAAUUUCCUAUUUCUUCGUCUCUGAUCGACUGUAAUAAUUCUCUCUGUUAACGCGUCGCGUAAUCGUGAAAAAAAAAAAAAAAAAGAAAAUACAAGAUAAAUUUCGUCGAGGUGUGUUCCCUCAACGUAUUUUUCGAUUUUCGAUGAAAUCACUUUGAAUAACUUUUUGAAUAACUAACGAGCCUUAACUCUCGUAAAUUCCAUCCAAUUUCGAACCGCAAAUGUUGUACAAAUAAUUCGUGUCACAUUUAUAGGUAUGAAUUUACUUAAGAUAAAAAAGCGUUUCGCUCGUCAUCCUUCGAUAUACGCGGCGGUCUCAAUGCAAAUUUCCGUCAUUUAACGAUUACAUAUAUCUAUAUAUGAAUCUUUGAAGUGGAACGAAUUGCCGCCAAAAAAAAAAAAAAGCAAAUCCAUCAAACUGUAUCAGUGGAACGUUACUUCGCUCAAUUUUUCCGAGAUCAAAUGUUUAGCGAACCACCGUUCGAAACAAUAUUUCAUCGCGUUCGAUCGUGGAUUCGAGGGAUCCGUUCGAUUCGACGUUUCAUUCGCCACACCGUAGUUUCGAAGGCAAGAAGAAAUUGUACAGAACGCGUUAUUUUCUAUGCUUCGAGUAUCCUGCUCUUCGUUCCCUGCCGAACGAUCGAACGAUCCCUCGAUUACAAAAUUUACGAACGUGAAAUGUGAUCGUGACGAGGGUGACGAGACGCGCGUGUAUAUUUCAUCUACCGCCCUGUAUGUACAUAAUACGAAUACACGACUGCACUAACAACGUGAUCCAACAAACGUGGUAAAAAUCGAUCCAUGAAGCGUGGUAGCGUUUUGCUCUAGGCUCACUUCUGCGUGUGCGCGUAUUACGGUAUCGAUCAACAUAGCGCGGAACUUAUCCAAAUAGGCGUAAAGGAAAAAAUACUUCACUAGCCUACUUAGCGUUUAGAGAAGCGAUUCUAGCGAUUAACAAUCCCAUUUUUUCACGCAGACGGGGAACGCGAGACGUUGACCAGCCCUUCCGAUCGCGAGAGAAAACGGAGGAAAGAGAUUCCAAACUUGAACGUAGAACCGCUAGAUUCCCUUUGCUCCCCUCCACUGGAGCGCGACGUUUUUUCGAGCGAAACUUAGAUUAGGACAAGCCAAAAUCUACGCGAUACUGUUCGAGAACGGUUCGUGAGAAUAUUUCAAAUAUGCGCUACACCCUCGACGAUCGUAGGCCGAUUUUAAUCGCUAAACUCGAAUACCUUAGUAUAACGAGUAGGUUCCAUUCGAUCCAUUGUAUAAGUACAUGUCGAUACUUUUCUUUUCUUUUUUUUUUUUUUUUUUUUUUUUUUUUUUUUCUCUUUUUCUCCAUUGCAUCGAUCCACUCGUGCGAAUUUUUACGUCUCGUUACCUUGCGCUUCGGAGAUACCAGAAUAGAAGAAACAUUCGCGAGAUAGUUGGGGGUUAGCUCACUUUGGCGUCCCGUGUUCAGCAGAUGUUCUUUGGUUCACCGAACUAUUGCAAGUCGAGCUCGUGUUAAUUAUCAAAAUUCGCGUUCACGACGAAUGAAUAUCAAUAAAUCACGAUCUCUGUUACAAUGUCAAAAGGAAAGAAGAGAAAAGAAUCAAUUUUCUCUCCCCCCCCCCCCCGCUGUCGUCGUUUCGUAUUUAUCUAGAAAGAGAUCUAUAGGUGUUCUUGGAACAUUUCCUGAACAUUAUUUAUUCUACACUGUAUUCAGUUUUAGACGAAGAGCCGAGAAAAAAAAAAAAAAAAGAAGAGAUGCAGAAGAAGAAAAAAAAAUAUAUUGGUGAGGCGAUAAAGUAUCUAUUUUUGCACUUGACUGAAAAAAACGCUGAAGAAAAUUGCGAAGAAAAGAUAGAUGAAGAAGAAUAUGAAAAAAAAAAAAAAAAUGAUAAGUUUCCUCUUGAUUCAAAGUAUUUAGUCGUUCGAUAGAAAUUAAAAAUUCUCCGUGACCCGAUCUUCUACGAACAAAAGGUACAUAUAUUUAUACGUAGAGAUAAUAAUAAUUAAAUUAAAAAAAAAGAAAAAAGAAAGAAAGAAAGAAGGAAAGACGAGAGAAGAAACAAAGGAAGGAGAAUAUAGAAACGCAAGAAGCGAAUAGAGGAAAGAAGGGAUGGGAAAAAGAAACUCAGUGUCUGUAAAUAAUCGCAGAUCGUUCUUUCUCGCGCGCGGACAAAUUCGAAGGGACAUUUUUUUAUAUCGCUAAUCGCGCAGAUAAUUACCGAAUAAUCGCUGUAGAUGAACGCCACCGGCAUCGAUUACCGAUCGAGGUCGCAGCGUGACUUUAGAAUUUUUGUCUAGCUGUUAUUGCAAUCCCGAGUUGCACUGUAAGCUUCGUAGAGAAAAGGAAACGCGAAGUCCGACGCGCGACGUCUUGUAAUUUACGUAUUAAGUGAAACAGAUCGAUUUCGCGCGAGAGAGAGAGAGAGAAAGAGAGAGAGAGCGAGAGAGAGAGAGAGAGAGAGAAAGAGACAAAGAAAAAAGAAAGAAGAAGAAGAAGAGAAAGAAGAAGUAUCUCUCUGAUCUUGUGCAGAUGAUCGAUCGAUCGAAUCGACAGUUAUAAGAUUGUACAUAUACGUUUACGGCCGCACUACACUAAUUAUAGGUAUAAUAUAACGACGAGUUACUUAAAAACGCGUAUGCAGAAGAGGAAGUUAGUCAAAGGUUAAGCAAACCUCGGAGAUAAGACUCGCCGCGAGUGAGUUUCUAUCUUUGAGAUCGUCUGUCGAACGAGGUGAAAAAUAGAGGGUACAGGUGAGAGGGAAAAAAGCAAAAUGAAAUAUAACGAAACGAACGAACGUUGUUGGAAUAUUUUUCAUCUCUUUCGAAUGAUCGAUAACAGAGGGAAGAACGUGCACGCUGAACUUUCGAUGAACUUUUGCGGGUUGAGUUCGUUACAUUGUAAAUUGCGAGCGAGGAAGCGAGAACGAACGAGGGGCUUUUCGGAUGUUUCAGUAAGCAAGUUUAGGCUCGCGAGCAAUAGGUUAUGCGAUUCUGUGUUCAAUCGAAGGGGGUGGGGGGAGGGGGGGGGGAAUAUUCGAAGUUAGGACAUUAUCUCGACAGGUUCUUGUGAAUGCAAUCGUUUGGAGGCGCGUAGACAUUUGGAAAGAAGAAGAAGA
This is a messenger RNA of Frieseomelitta varia, 11108 nucleotides long. RefSeq names its product zinc finger SWIM domain-containing protein 8 homolog (gene Dora). The record is from RefSeq and is a predicted model, not a curated record. Gene Ontology annotation, molecular function: zinc ion binding. The transcript has 21 exons. Gene Ontology annotation, cellular component: Cul2-RING ubiquitin ligase complex. NCBI's taxonomy places the organism in Eukaryota, Metazoa, Arthropoda, Insecta, Hymenoptera, Apidae. The annotation marks the transcript as partial.